UGACUUGCCCCUACACCUAGGAUAUAAACUUACCAUCCUAGGGCCGGCCUGCACUUACAAGGCCACGGCAACCGAGACAAGCUGACCUGCCAGGCACUCCUGGAACUGAUAUUCUAAUCACCUCCUGGGCCCAGUCUGCCACCUGCCUCAGCUCCCAGGACAAAGGUCAUCUGGAUGCUCGAUAGAGGCUCUGGGGCAAGGAGGCCAGGUUCUGAGAUGGCGUCGCCACUAGAGAAUCACUUGAGUCCAUGCUGGGGACAGAGGCAGCCACUGGUCCAGUGAUACCCUCACAGCAGCGCAGGCUCUCCAUACAUCCUGACAAAGAUGGCCUCCAGCAGGCACAGAGCCUGCCAGCUGAGCAAUCCUCACAGAGAAAGCCAUUCAUAGAUGCACCAGGAUGUGGCCUGAGAAGGUGAAAUGUGGCCACGGGACACUGUGAAGAUGGAUCACAUGUCUCCCAGGCUGAGAGCCUUCCUCUCUGAACCCAUUGGAGAAAAGGAUGUUGCCUGGGUGGACGGGAUCAGCCGUGAGCUUGCAAUCAAUUUGGUCACCAAAGGUUUCAACAAGGCCUACAUCCUGUUGGGACAGUUCCUUCUGAUGCACAAGAACGAAGCAGAGUUUCAGAAGUGGCUCAUCUGUUGUUGUGGUGCCACUGAGUGUGAGGCCCAGGAGAGUUCUCAUUGUCUGAAGGAGUGGUGCUCCUGCUUCCUAUAG
Messenger RNA from Callorhinus ursinus (northern fur seal), 714 nucleotides. The record is from RefSeq and is a predicted model, not a curated record. NCBI's taxonomy places the organism in Eukaryota, Metazoa, Chordata, Mammalia, Carnivora, Otariidae.